AUGGCGGCGGUAACCGGUGGCACGCCGCUCUACAUGUCGCCGGAAGUCCUCCGUGGGGAGGAGCAGAGUUUUCCGGCGGAUAUAUGGGCGCUCGGGUGCACGGUUAUCGAGAUGGCCACCGGAGGACGGUCGCCGUGGUGGCCGAAUGAUGCUUCGACGCUUGCCAAGAUUGCGUUUUCCGGCGAGACGCCGGAGGUGCCGGAGCUCUUGUCGGGCUCGGCGAGGGAUUUUCUCGGAAGGUGUUUGAGGGUCGACCCGAGAGAGAGGUGGACGGCCGGGCAGCUCGCGGGGCAUCCAUUUGUGGCCGGGUUUGGGUUUGGGCAGGCGAAGGAGGUGAUGACGGGCAGGAUGAGUUCACCGACCAGCGUUCUCGACCGGGGAAUUUGGGGAUCGGCCGAAGAAGGAUUUUCGGAAGAUUCGUGUGGGGAUUUUUUGAGUGAGCCGGUGAAGAGGAUUAGGGAGUUGUGUGUGGAGUCUUUUGUAAUGGAGGAUUGGGGGUGUGAAGAGGAGGGAUGGAUAACAGUUAGAGAUUGUGAAAAUGUGAGGAAAAAUGGUGGAAUUAACUGUGGGGAUGAGUUUAGAGAGUGUAGUUUUGAAUUUUGUGGGAGAUUUAAUUUGCAGAGGGAAACAGGGGAGUACAGAGGAGUUAGAUGA
Molecule: messenger RNA, 654 nt
Organism: Striga hermonthica
Lineage: Eukaryota; Viridiplantae; Streptophyta; Magnoliopsida; Lamiales; Orobanchaceae
Source: the annotation of a GenBank genome assembly